Messenger RNA from Saccostrea echinata, 817 nucleotides. RefSeq lists its product as uncharacterized. The coding region runs from base 49 to 444 and encodes 131 amino acids. The record is from RefSeq and is a predicted model, not a curated record. Lineage: Eukaryota; Metazoa; Mollusca; Bivalvia; Ostreida; Ostreidae. The transcript has 3 exons.
AGAAAGUAAUUUAAGAAGCGAGGGGAUCUUUAUAAACUGUCAACUUUCAUGAUGGAAUGGAAAAACAUGAUUAUAUUUGUUUUGACUAUUUUCACAUUUAUGAUAGGGAAUCUUCUCGGAUUAGAGAAAAGCAUUGACAAUGUAUCGGAAAACAAAGAAACCAAAGAGUUCAAAAGAUCUCUGAGUGAUUUGGCGGGUUUUGAUAUGAAUGCUUUUGCCAGGUACUUUCCAAGAGCGUAUAUUCCCAGCACACCUGCUCCCGAGGACGUCAACUGUUAUAUGGAGGUGGAGACAACAAAAGUUGUCGGUGGACGAUGUGUAAAUAUGGGACGAUCCCCUAUCAGAGCCUGUCAGUCUGGGAUACACUCCGAAAUAUACCACCCAGAUUGUAUGAGAACCACUACACAGGAGACAAGGACCUCGAGCCCAACACAGAGUACAUAACAAAGACUCACACAAGAAGAAUGAAUGUUUUUUUUUAACAACAUGUUUUCUUUUUCCAUUGAAAUCAAACAAGUUGUGUAGCAUUUCUUUUGCACAUUGUUUUUGUAUCUGUGUUCUUAACGCAUUGUAUAUCAUUUUGCGUGUAACAGUGAGGGAAAAAAUAUAACCACCGACUUAGCAAAAAUCCUACUAUCGCCUGGAAACACGAUAUAUUCGUAACAUAAGACAUUGUACUAGUAUCGAAGUUUGUUGUAUAAUAAAUUGUACUUAUGAUUUUAGUCAUCAGAAAAUCUGAAGAUCUAAUUAUUUAAUUAUUUAAGGUACAUGUAAUAAAAAAAAAAACCAAAGAAUAAAAGGGUAGAUUUUUUUACUU